Molecule: messenger RNA, 1122 nt
Organism: Phytophthora nicotianae INRA-310
Lineage: Eukaryota; Oomycota; Peronosporomycetes; Peronosporales; Peronosporaceae
Exons: 5
Coding region: 1-1122 (373 amino acids)
Source: RefSeq, a predicted model, not a curated record
AUGACCGACACCCUGCUCUCUGCGCCGCCCACAAGGCCCACCUUCUCGCCCAGGCAAAUCGCCACCUUCUUCUUCUCGCCCUGCGCGGAUAAAGAAGGUUUGCCAACGGGUGUGUAUGCGUGCAAGUCUUGUGGGAGAUGUCGCAAGCUCACACCGAAGACGGGUUACUCUAACCUGGUCUCGCAUGUUCGGACAGCACACCCGGACUUCGAGAGCUCCAUGCGUGACGCGACUGUGGCCUCGACGGGAACACUAUUGCCGUGGGUGAGCCAAGAGGCAUCCAACCGUUAUGCCUGGCUGCGGUGGGUCAUCAUGGGCAACCUGCCGUUCUCAUUUUGCGAGUCGAAUGAGACCCGACGGUAUACAAACCUUAAUCCCAUCUUCGAGGAGACACUGACAGCUAUCAUGGAGGCUGUGACGAAGGCCGUGGAGAAGGCUAUAGGGGACGAGAUAUCUAAGAACUUCGGUCUCGUUCUCGACGGUUGGACCCACGCUCCCGCUUUUGUCGCUGGCCCCUGUGAUGAACAACCCCAACAACUAAAUGCUGAGAGCCAUCUCACGGCAAUCAAGCGAUUUCUGCCUUUCUUUGGUAAGUCAGUGUCCGGCUGUCUAUUUUUAGUCGGUGACAACUGCGCGGUAAACAAACGGGUGUCCGAUUUGGUUGGUGUGCCGCUUGUCGGAUGCUCAAGCCACCGACUAAACCUUGCCGUGCGGGACUUCUUGGAGCCCAGCGAGGACGAUCUCGAGGGGGUACAGCUGCUUAUGCGUAAACUCCGCACUCUUAAGCAAGCGGCGAACUUACGCACCAAAACACCACUCCGGGCGGUUUUACGACAAGAUACGCGUUGGUCAUCGACUUUUUCGAUGCUGAAACGGUACUUUCGGAUUCGAGAGUUUAUUUCCGCCGACGAUGACGAGCUCGCUGACUAUCUGCCAUCGCGGACAGCGCAUCGGAAGCUUGCCGCGCUACUCGCCAGCCUGGAGGAUUUGGAGUCAGUCUCCAAGCGUUUACAAACCAACGGGCUGACCUUGCUCGAUGCGCUAUAUCUGCUUGACGGUCUGACGGAAAUCCAGCCGUCAUUUGCGAAGUACAUCGCUCCCGACGCUAAUAUAGUUCAUUAG